UUUCUGCUAGUUUCAUCUUAAAAUCGUUCAUUUGUCUCAAUAAACGAUCUUUUUCAUGUGACGUAAAGCUGAUGUAUCAGGUGUGUUGCGUUCACGGAACUCGGAACUUGUUCGUUCGGAAACCUGCUGGGUCGGAGUUUUCGGUGGUUCGGGCGGUUCUGGUGGCGACAGAACUUAAACAUAAAUAAAUUGAGCUGAAUGCGGAAGGAGAGUCACCAGGAAGUGAGGUUCUCUCUUCCUCUGAGCUUAAAGGUCAAAUCUACACACGAUGCUUCAUCACUGCGGUCUUAAUUUGAUCUCAUCAGUGUUGUUUUUUCCGAGUUUCUGAAUGCGGCAGAGCGAGCUGCCGCCCCCUGGAGGCUGGAAGAGGGAAGCGCGCAGGUGUCGCUCCAGGUCCAGUCGGUUCUGAAGCUGCUUUCUUCUGACGCCACGUUAAAAAUGUUUUCAAAGUGAAUUAGUUAUAUUUAAAUAAGCGCUUCAACUUUAUUCCACUGUAAUGAUUUAAGAAUUGAAAUUCACACUGGUACCGAGUUCAGUCGGUUUUGAAAGUUUCUUUAUUUUCUGCUGCGUUUAUCUUGUUGAAUUGCAGCUUUUUGUGCACUGUGUGUUUAUCAGAUAUUUUUUGGAUAUUUUUUGAAUCUGAAAUGAAGAUUUUUUAAAAACACGUUCGGCGUGGCGUUACCAUGACAACCAUCCAACUAACGACGGCAGUCGCAGGGACGAAGCUCAGAUGAACUCAAGUAUGAUUGCAUCACCGCGGCUGGGCGUCUUCAGAGAGUCGAUGCUGCGGGACCCGCUGCUGAUCAAGGCUCCGCUGGGGAGGGCCCGGUCCAGGGGCCUCAACAUUCCGGGUCCAGAUUUCACCUAUGGAGCCAGCACCAUGAUGAAAGACGGAAGUGUGGCUGAAGCUCUGUCCAGCUGGCAGCUGCAGACCGAAGCCGAAGAGGCUGUGAUUAAGGUUUCGUGUCCGAACUUCGUGGCUCUGAACCGGGAUGCAGUCCGGUCCGGUUUGGUGACGGCCAAGGAGCUGAGGCAGUACCGGAUCCAGGUGGGGGACCUUCAGAUACAGGCCGCAGAGAAGCAGCAGCACUGCAGAACCUCACGGCGGCCCCAUCUGGUACCGGACAUCACGUUCGGUAUCCGCAACAGGCCGUCCUCUCCGCUGGCCGACGUCCUGGCUCACCACUACGGCCAUCGCUGGCUGGAGGAGCAGAUGAGCCGGAACCGACCUGGCAACCUGACGGCAAAACAGGGUCGAGCUGCAGAGACCAGAACCAGCCUGCUGAGGAGCGCCAGAACCGAAAUAGUCGAAAAGAAAGACUUCACCCUGCCUCAGUUUUCACAGAUUCCGGCGGCGCUGGACACUUUCCGGGAUCCGGCGGCCCGGGAGCGGGCCGCCAGCGCUCAGCAGCAGAACCGGUGAUCCAGAGAGGACGGCCGGAUUGGAGCCAGAACCGGACCGGUUCUGAUUACUGCUCAUAAAGCAGCAAUGUUUGCUCCAUGGGAACGAGUUUCAUUCUUUUACAAGACAGAACCAGGUUCUGGUCCGGUCCGGUUCUCUGCAUCAAUCAUAAAUAAAUAAUCAUUAAAACCUGA
Molecule: messenger RNA, 1596 nt
Organism: Poeciliopsis prolifica (blackstripe livebearer)
Lineage: Eukaryota; Metazoa; Chordata; Actinopteri; Cyprinodontiformes; Poeciliidae
Gene: cfap77
Product: cilia and flagella associated protein 77
Exons: 7
Coding region: 731-1423 (230 amino acids)
Source: RefSeq, a predicted model, not a curated record